Messenger RNA from Tetrahymena thermophila SB210, 609 nucleotides. Its product is annotated as calmodulin 7-2. The record is from RefSeq and is a predicted model, not a curated record. Gene Ontology annotation, cellular component: cytoplasm. Lineage: Eukaryota; Ciliophora; Oligohymenophorea; Hymenostomatida; Tetrahymenidae. The transcript has a single exon. Gene Ontology annotation, molecular function: calcium ion binding.
AUGGAUAAUACAGGAAAAUUAGAAAAGUAGUUAGUUACAUUAAAUGAUGGUUUACCAAAGAAACCUGCCAAAGAAAUAAUUGAAGAAUUAAAGCAUCACUUGUAUUAGGAUUUUUAGAAAUUUUUUUCAGAAGAGAAGAAAUAGCAAUAUUAAAAUAAUUUCGCCCUUUUCGAUCGUGAUAAUGAUAAAUAUAUAAAUUUGAGUGAAUUAAAAGAACUGCUCACAUCUGUUAAUAUAACAUUUCCUGACGAUGAAUUAGAAGAGUUGUAUAAUGAGUUUUGCUUAACUUCUCCAGAAGCAGAUGGAAUAAACGAGGAUGCAGUUUUCAUCAUCGUCUCAAAAAAAAUAAGAGAUAACGAUAAAGAUGAAUAAUUAACAUAGGCAUUUAAACUAGUUGAAAAAGCAGUCAAUGAUGAGCUUGCUAAGACUCCUAAUGAAACCAAGGAAUAAGAGGGAUACAUAAGAGUAGAGUAGUUCAAGGAAUUGCUUAUGACUCUUGGAAAUAGAUGGAGUGAAGAGCAAGCAAAUGAAUUCUUAAAAGAUAUCAACCCUAAAAGUGAUGAGCGUAUAAAUUAUUUGGAUGUAGUAAAGAAACUUAUGAAGCGUUGA